Molecule: messenger RNA, 947 nt
Organism: Macadamia integrifolia
Lineage: Eukaryota; Viridiplantae; Streptophyta; Magnoliopsida; Proteales; Proteaceae
Product: MLP-like protein 423
Exons: 2
Coding region: 85-561 (158 amino acids)
Biological process (GO): defense response
Source: RefSeq, a predicted model, not a curated record
CUCCUUCACAAGCUCCAUAUGUUCUUCAUUUUGGUUUGUCUUCCUUCUCUUCUCUGUGUGUGAUCAUAUCAUUGUAAAGAAAGCAUGUCUUCCGAUGGAGUUUCUACAUUUGAGGUGGACUUUGAGAUCAAAUGCUCAGCAGAGAAAUUUUUUGACAUUUACGCAGAUCAUGUAACCAUGUUGCCACAGGUUCUUCCUCACAUGUUUAAGAGCACCACUGUUGUUAAAGGAGAUGGCAAGAGUGUGGGUUCUGUAGUAGACUGGGAAUACUUUUUAGAGCCACCUAACUUUGAGAAUUCAAGGCAGACGAUUGAAGCCAUAGAUGAAGAAAACAUGGUACUCACCAAAAGAUUCUAUGGUGGAGAUCUGGGUAAGAAGUUUGAUCUUUAUAGGGCCACAUUGAAGGCUUUUAAGAAGGAAGACAAGAAUUAUGUGAAGUGGUCUUUGGACAUCAAGAAGACUCAUGGGGAAAUUCCUGAGCCACAUGACUACAUGGAUUUUGUUGAGAGGUUCACCAAAGAGUUUGACUCUAGCCUUGCCACUGCCAAUAUUUCUGCAUAGAUCGACAGAAAGCAGAAGUAACAUUGAUGGUGCAUGUGUGUGACACUAGCUAGGUUGCAUCUAAAUAAAAGAUAUCGAUCCAUUGGGAAGUUUAUCCAAAUGUUAUGUCUUAUCUGUGAAGGUGUGCCUGGAUCUGUUUUAAGAGUAUGGCUUUGUUUAGUGAUAUAUAACUAGGGUUCCUAAAAUUCUUUACUUCCAUGAACUUGAACAAGAUCAAUCACUGCUUAGCUGAGGUGAUAUUUAGAAUGUCACGGGGCACUCUAGUGUUUUACAAUAAUCUCGUUAUAUUUCAUACUGUCACGAGAUCUGGGGAAACCAUACCUAAAGAGCAUGGUACUUCUGAUGCCAUUGUUUAUAAUAUUUCCAUUUAAAAGGAGUUUUAUAUG